Molecule: messenger RNA, 2503 nt
Organism: Melanotaenia boesemani (Boeseman's rainbowfish)
Lineage: Eukaryota; Metazoa; Chordata; Actinopteri; Atheriniformes; Melanotaeniidae
Gene: tmem255a
Product: transmembrane protein 255A
Exons: 10
Coding region: 277-1320 (347 amino acids)
Source: RefSeq, a predicted model, not a curated record
UCCAGCAGCAGUACCAGCAACCUUCUGUCCAACACCGACGCACCGCAAGGACGGAGACCGAGAGACGCCUUGGGGAUACAACUGAGACAGGCUCAGCGGGACGGACCGGUACUGUGUCAGAUAAUGCCACAACAAAGGAACACAGCGUCGGCGUUGGAUCACGAUUGUCACUCGCUAGCUUUAAGACGUAUAUCGCUCAUUAACACCGAGUCGUGAUUGUUGUUUUGAUUUUUCAUUUGCAAGAGGAACGGAAAAGAAAAACAUCGUCCAACAAGCAUGCCUCCCCCUCCUCACAGCCUACAAUCCAGCGGACUGACACUCUCUGAAACAAGCAUGGGUUCUUUUAAGAGGAGGAAGAGGAAAUCCAUAAUUGUGACCGUGUUGCUGCUCAUUGUAUCAGUGCUUAUCCUCAUCUUCGGCCUGGCAGCAACCACAAGGACGCAGAACAUCACAGUGGGAGGCUACUACCCAGGUGUCAUUUUGGGCUUUGGCUCCUUUCUGGGAAUUAUUGGUGCUCAUUUGAUAGAGAACAAGAGACAGAUGUUAGUGGCAUCUAUUGUCUUUAUCAGCUUCGGAGUGGUGGCUGCCUUCUGCUGCGCUAUUGUUGAUGGAGUUUUUGCAGCGAGGCAUAUUGACCUCAGGCCUCUCUAUGCUGGCCGCUGUGAGUAUCUCUCCAGUGAGACUGCAUCUGAGCGUGACGUGGCGUGUCAAACAUCGCGCACUUCCUGUAACCUGCGUGUGAAGAGCAACACCUGUUACUGCUGUGAUCUUUACAACUGUGGGAAAGAGCAUCCUCUUAUGGGACUUCAGAAUAAAGAUGUUUUGAAAAAGUUUAGGAAAUCAUCCAUGAUUUGGAAGCCUAGCCGUGCGGAGGUGAUGGGAGGGUACCAUGAGUAUACAGACGUGAAAAGCUGCCAGGACGUGGUGCACCUCUACCACCUGUUAUGGUCGGCUACUAUUCUCAACAUUGUGGCCCUCUUCCUGGGUAUCAUUACUGCUGCCAUCCUGGGAGGCUUCAAAGACAUGACACCCUCUCCUAACUCAGAGAACACCCCUGAACCAGAAGCUGUUGCAGCUCCAGUCCACACACAGCCACCUCCACCCACUACUUCUCUCAACCCGUAUCACAAUGCUGCCCCCUACCUGCCACCUUAUACUGCCUACGACCUGCAGCAGGGCUCAUACAUGUUCCCCGACUCCUCUGGCCUGUCAGAUGACUCCCAGUCUGGAGCCAGCCACCUGUGGCCCACUAUGAUCCCUCCUCGCUAUUCUCCUCCCCACGACCACCCUGACGAGAAGCCCCCACCAUACAGCCCAUAGUAAGGUGGCUACGAGAGAAGAAAAACAGGUGUAAUCAGGUGUAAUGACUUGCUGAGCGAGGCAUUUGCUCAGUUCUUGUGAGCAUUUCCUCACAAUCAUUCAGAAGUGUGCCGAGGAAGAGGAGGAGGGCCACAGGGAACACUAAUUUGACCCAGAUCAACGGAGCAAAUCUUCCCCGAGGACCAAUCACACUCUGGUCUACAAUGUCUGUGUCCACAUACACAUCAAGAGAGAGACAACCUGCAUUUCAGGACUGUUUACACAUCUCUCUGCCUUAAUGCAUAUGGUAUUCCAGCACUGCAGCUCUGUGUCACUUGGACUGAUACUGUACAGAAACUUUCCUCCAACUCAUGCUUUAUGUUCAUGCCUCUAUAGUGGAAACUGUAAAUGCUUCCUGCCUCAAGGUACAGAAGAUACUGUACUCACUGUAAGGAUAUAGACUGAUUUAUCAGCGCUGCCACCUCUAUGUCAAGUCAAUGACGAGUUAGAUUGCAGCUUUGGUGUUUUCCCCAAAUAUAAUAUGGCUGGAAAAUUCAACACUCUGAGGUGUAGCACCAGCAGUUAUUUCUUUAGCUGUUUAUAGAGUCCCAGAACAUCAUUAAAGGCAAAUUUACUAGUAAUGAAGGUAUUACAUGCUCAUAAUGUAUGUACAGCUGUAUGAUAUACAGAUAGAAAAGUUAGGCCUAAAAUAUACCAACAUCAUGAUAUCUAUCAUCUCCUCAGUGUGUUGUGAGCAGAGCAGUGUUAACAAUAAACUAUUGGACCUACAGUAGCUGCUGAGGCUAUACAAUUAUCUAUAACACUGAACCCUAUUUAUUGUAUUUCCACUGAAAGCUGGUAGCAGGUAUGCGUGUUUGUCUCUCACAUUUUAAGUAGUAAUAUCGCAUGUAAAAGCUGAAAAAAGUUUCCGAAGUUCACACUAACAAGGUUACAUGUGAGUAUUCAGAGCUGAAAUCACUGAUAAGAGGACUCAAUAAAAGUUAAAGAACUCUUCGUGCAUUGAGGAACAGAAAAAAUUGAGGCAGAAUUGUACAUUUUAUCAAUUUCCAUGAAACGCAGCACCUGUGUGCUUUGAUCACUGCUUUUUAUAAUUUUAAUUUUACAUUCUCAGGAGCGGCUAAAGGCUCAGCUCCUUCUUUGUCUUGCCAUUAAAACUUGUUUUGCGUAGUUUCGCUUUGUUUCA